AUGCCUAAGAAAGAGAAAUGGGGGCUGUCGAAAAUGUUUACACCACCAACUUCUUCUGCUUCUGACUUGUGGUGUAGAGAAAAAGGAUUCGUUCUGGAUUGUAUCGCAGUGGACAGUUUAGCAAAAAGGGCCAACAAUUUCUUGCCAAAUCCGAAUAGCAUCAUUCCUCCUUAUAAUGCUCGGAAGGACCAACACCUAGUUGACUACUUUGCAGGGAAGGCUUCAUCUCAGCCUCAUCAGGGAACAGAUUCAUGGUCCAAAGGGGUAGUGGCUCAAGAGGAGGAAGUGAAAGAGGGGAAAGAAAAAAUGGCACCAAUGGCUCAACAAUAUCUGAUGAGGAGGAACAGAGCAGGUGCAGGUCAUUCUACGGAAGAGAUACAAGGACACAGCUUUCUUUUUUCAUCUCUCAAACCAGUCCUUGGAUACAAUGGUCCCUAUGGAUACAGAAGGAACCGCCCAAAUUUACGCAAGACACCUGCUACUUUUGGGAUAUUAACUCACCUGCCAAUUCAUUAG
Messenger RNA from Vombatus ursinus (common wombat), 516 nucleotides. RefSeq lists its product as uncharacterized. The coding region runs from base 1 to 516 and encodes 171 amino acids. The record is from RefSeq and is a predicted model, not a curated record. The transcript has 3 exons. NCBI's taxonomy places the organism in Eukaryota, Metazoa, Chordata, Mammalia, Diprotodontia, Vombatidae.